AUGACUUCCAUUGCGCUCGACUUGCUCGUUGAUGCGAAUAACCUCAACUCUUGUUUAGCAAGCGUCAUUUCUCAUCUGGAAGAACGAUCGAAUAUCGGGUUAUCCUCUAUCAAUAAAUCUUCUAGCAUCCUGGACAUCAAAACCCCCCCGGUCCUAUUCCCGCGUCCAAUCGUAGACUGCGAAGUCUACACCAACGAGCCAUACGUGUUGGAUAUUACAUCCGAGUACACGAGGCGCCCUCAAGAAGGCCUCGAGACCAUCUUCACAGGCUUCGGCUCCACGAUCAAGAACUUUGUCGACCGCCAUCGCCGCCGUCGCAACAAGGUGCUCUCGGUGACGGUCCAAGUCACUCUGCGUAGAGUCACGAUAGGAGCCGUCAUCAAUCUGCCUCCGCCGGUCCCAGGGAAGGGGAAGCAUACUCGGGUUUUUCGCUACACCAUCUCGGCUGGGGGUAAAGACUACCCCCUGAAGCUGUGGGUUAAAACUUCUCGGGGGCAGCUUAUCGAUGGUGAAGACGGCUCUAGCCCUGAGGAGCCUGGGGUCGAAGACUACUACCGAGCUUCGUUGCACUACGCGAGGUGGAUGGUGGAAUCUUUCUACCAGUUUUCGUCGUGA
Molecule: messenger RNA, 615 nt
Organism: Fusarium vanettenii 77-13-4
Lineage: Eukaryota; Fungi; Ascomycota; Sordariomycetes; Hypocreales; Nectriaceae
Exons: 2
Coding region: 1-615 (204 amino acids)
Source: RefSeq, a predicted model, not a curated record